This is a messenger RNA of Pelmatolapia mariae (spotted tilapia), 3361 nucleotides long. It is a transcript of the gene nt5c2l1, whose product is annotated as 5'-nucleotidase, cytosolic II, like 1. Gene Ontology annotation, molecular function: 5'-nucleotidase activity. The transcript has 18 exons. The record is from RefSeq and is a predicted model, not a curated record. NCBI's taxonomy places the organism in Eukaryota, Metazoa, Chordata, Actinopteri, Cichliformes, Cichlidae. Bases 101 to 1591 code for a protein of 496 amino acids.
CAGAGAAGACGCUCAGCGGCACGCCUACAAAGUUUUGGGUACAUUUGAGAAUUUAAAUACCUCUUUGAAAAGAGGAGCUGCACAUCAGCAGGUGUGGACCAUGGAGGCAAUGGACACAAGCAUCUCCACCGAGGAGAAGAAGAGGCGCCUUGAACAAAAGGUGUUUGUCAACAGAAGCCUGACGCUGGAAAAUAUUAAAUGCUAUGGCUUCGACAUGGACUACACGCUAGCAACGUAUAAGUCUCCCGACUACGAGAGCUUGGGCUUUGAGCUGAUAAGAGACAGGAUGGUGUCCAUUGGAUACCCUCAUGAGAUUCUGCGCUACAAGUACGACCCCAGCUUCCCCACUCGUGGUUUAGUGGUUGACACUACAUAUGGGAACCUCCUGAAGGUGGAUUCAAAUGGGAAUAUUUUAGUCUGCAGUCAUGGCUUUAAGUUCCUCAAAGGUGAAGACAUUCGCAAAUACUACCCGAACAUGUUCAUCCAGAGAGACGACACCGAUCGCUUUUACAUCCUGAACACUCUCUUCAAUCUUUCAGAGACUUAUCUCUACGCCUGCCUGGUUGACUUCUUUACUGGAUGUACCAGAUACACAAACCUUCUGAAAGGUUUCCAGCACGGUGACUUGCUAAUGUCGUACAGAAGCAUGUUCCAGGAUGUUCGAGAUGCCGUGGACUACACUCAUGAUACGGGAACCUUGAAAGAAUUAACUACCAAGAAUUUGGAGAAAUACAUUGUCAGAGAUCCAAACCUCCCUGUGCUCCUCACCCGGAUCAAAGAGGUGGCCAAGGUUUUCCUCGCCACUAACAGUGACUACUACUACACCGAGGUCAUCAUGACAUACCUGCUGGAAAGUAAUGUGAAGCCUGGAAGCCCCAAAAAGAGCUGGCGCUCGUAUUUCGACCUUGUCGUUGUGGACACCAAAAAGCCGCUGUUCUUUGCAGAGGGGACUGUGCUGAGACAAGUGGACACGAACACAGGAAAGCUUCGCAUCGGGACAUACACUGGUGACCUCCAGCAUGGAACAGUCUACUCAGGAGGAUCCUCAGACAUUGUUUGUGAUCUGCUGGGCGUCAUAGGCAAGGACAUCCUCUAUGUCGGAGAUCACAUCUUUGGCGACAUCCUGAAGUCUAAGAAGCGACAGGGCUGGAAGACUUUCCUGGUCGUCCCUGAGCUCACCAAAGAGCUGCAAGUGUGGGAGGAAAGGAAAAAUAUCUUUGAGGAGCUCAAGUGUCUUGACCUCUACUUAGCUGAACUUAACAAGCACCCAGACACCACCAGUCAAGAGUAUCGUGACAUCGGUUCCAUUCAUAUGAGAAUGAAGUUGCUGACUUACAGGAUGGACAUGUCAUAUGGCCAGAUGGGCAGCCUCCUGCGCAGCGGCUCCAGGCAGACGCUGUUCGCCAGCCAGCUCAUGCGCUAUGCAGAUCUGUACUCUUCCUCCUGCCUGAAUCUGAUGCAUUACCCCGUCAAUUACCUCUUCAUGGCUCCUCCAGUCCUGAUGCCCCACGAGGUUGUUUCUGAGGCAUCUCCAGACUUUGUGUCAUCGCCGCUUACUCUCAACAGCUAUCCUCUCACAAACAAAAACUGAGUGACGGCAGAGUCAGACUCAGGGAUGAAGAGGCUACAGAGUAAUGUGCAUCUUCUUGUCAUUAACAUUUCACACACUGAAGACGGCUGCUUGUACCCGUGCACACAUGAAGGGUUUAUUGUAAACCUAAGGUGCACACAUUAGCAUGAAAUUAACUUACUGCUCCACAUGCAGAAUGUGACUUUUGGAAAACUCAAACACGCUGACAGUUUAGGAUUUCAAACAGAAACAGACUAAGUGUUUUUACUUCUAGUUUUAAAGGUUAUGUAAUGGUUUAUUUUUAAAAAAUGUUCAACAAAAGGAGCUUUACUCCAUAAUCCGUUGAAUUGGUUCAAGAAAACAUUCAUAAAAUCAGUUUUUAUUGUUUUCAGUGAAGUAAAGCUCCUAAAUAAGCAUAUAAAUCAGUUUUGUCUAAGAGAGAGAAAUAAUAUUCAGAAUGGCUUUUUUUGUAGUUUUUUUAGUUGCAAUGACAGUUUUUAGAUGUGAUUUUUCACACAAAAAUAUAAGUAUUAUUAUUUUAAAGCUCAGAAACAGAUCGUUUAAACUAGGAGGCAAAAUCUUAAAAAUAUAGCAAUAUAGCAUACUUUAGGAAAAAUAACGUGUAGUUAAAGAUUUUACUUUCCGCAUUAAAUGUUUUGUCCAGUGGGUGGCGCCUGAUCACCUCUGCAGCCCACCUGAGGAUUGAUUCUUGUGUGGUUGAAUGAGUUUAUUUUUAUACCCACAACAAACAUAUUAAAUAGUUUUAUCUGCUUAAACAAAUAUUUAAUCUUCCAAAAAGCUCUCAUCACUUUUAUACCAGAAACAUUUAUCUCACAGCUGUUGCAGAAGCUCGUCUUGAUCGUUAAACUUAAAUAAGUUACAUUUAUUUUGAAUACAUCAAAGCAGAAGCAGAUGUUAAUAUCAGGAGCCUCCAUCCGGGUAUGCAUUCAUCAUGGAGAGCACUAACAUAAACAGAUGUGAUGCAAUCCAUGAGCAAACACCUAAACACACUCACAAAUAUGUGUGGCUCUGCAGGACACAGGGCACCUGAACAUUUAGCAUUUGUUCUCCUUCUGUAUCUCAGGAACACACACGCACACACACACACACACUUUCUCUCCGUUGUUACUGUAGGAUUUCAGCGCUCAUGCGUGAUUGCGGAUGAAUUUUCUAUCAGAGUGUCACGAUGGUGAAAAUGGUGAAAUCCUGUACCAUCAGUGACACUUCACUCUGGAGCCAAACUUCAGCUUCACAGUGAUGUGCUGAUCGUGUUAUUUUAUUUAUUUAUUUAUUAUUUAAUUUAUUAACUACUUAGAGCAUUAGUAAAGAUGAUGGAAUCUCCUGUGUGAGGAGAUUAAAUGUGAAUCUAACUUAAUCUAAAGUCAUCAGUGUUUUAAAAAUAUUUCAAACUUUCAGCUGCUUCAAGAUUAACACAGUUGAACUUUUUUGCGUUUUUUCGCUGCUUGCUUCAGAUUGUUUUCAGAUAAGCCACGAGAGGUAAAUCCAAUGCUCAGUUUUCAAUCCCUCCUCCUCCUCCUUGUCAAAACAGGCACAUAAACAUUUCCUCGAUGAUUUCACUUCUUGUAUCGGGGCUAUUUUGGUUUAUUUGGAUUUCUGCCUGCCCAUUGUCUGUUGGUCACCCGUGUUUAUUGUUGCUGUUUCUUGAGUCAUUGUGUUCGCUUUGUCCUGUUGUAUUUUCUCACCUGCACAAAUCAGCUCAUUGCUUCUGUUUAAUCUGCUUUUGAAUGAAUGCAUUUUGUGAGAAUAAACCACACUCGGCGUCCGCUGCUA